UGCAUCCAUUUUUGUGUAUUUAAGAUAUCUUCAAGGAUUUCCAAACCUGGAGAAAAGCGCGGCACCGGCGCAGAGGGACUCAAAAGGGAAACAAACAUUUAUUAUGAGAUGCAAAAGAACUUUUCCAGGACGAUGACAGCGAUGGGUUAGACAGGAUUGAACAGGAUGAUGGCCAAAUAAAAGCAUCGGGGUGUAAAGAUGUCUGCUCCAGCCGGGCCCCGCAGUGGGCCUGUCCUGCCGGAGAUGCCGGAUCUGAGCCACCUCACCGAGGAGGAGAGGAAGAUCAUCCUCGGUGUCAUGGACAGGCAGAAGAAAGAGGAGGAGAAGGAGCAGACCAUGUUGAAGGUCAAAGAAGAUUCAAAGUCUCAGCCAGUCCAGUGGUUUCCCUUUAGCGGAAUCACUGAUCUGGUUAAUAAUGUUCUCCAGCCCCAGACAAAGUCCCAAAACCAACUGCAAACAGAGCCUCCAAAGGAGCCAGAGACGAAAUUGCACCAGCAAUUUGAAAUGUAUAAGGAGCAGGUGAAGAAGAUGGGGGACGAGGCACCGAGCACCCAGGAGCAGAAGAGUGAAGCCCCCACCUGCGGAAUCUGCCAUAAAACCAAGUUUGCCGACGGCUGUGGCCACCUCUGUUCUUAUUGCCAAACCAAGUUCUGUGCUCGCUGUGGAGGAAGAGUUUCACUGCGCUCUAACAAGGUGAUGUGGGUAUGCAACCUGUGCCGAAAACAACAAGAAAUCCUCACCAAGUCAGGGGCCUGGUUCUUCAGCGGCCAGGGGGGUGCCCUGCCCUCGGGUGCGAGUGACCCUCGCCGACGCCACGAAGAGGCUCCGCAGGAAAAGAAGGCCAAACUUCAGGAAGCCCCACUGCUGUACCAGGGGCCUCCAGGGGACCGCAGCCGAGCUCCAGGACUCCCGCGCCAGGCGUCCCUCAACAACGACUCCAGUCUGAAGCCUAAUGAAUCUCUGAGCAACAGGUGA
This is a messenger RNA of Carassius carassius (crucian carp), 975 nucleotides long. RefSeq names its product regulating synaptic membrane exocytosis protein 2-like. Gene Ontology annotation, molecular function: transmembrane transporter binding; small GTPase binding. The transcript is spliced from 6 exons. Bases 199 to 975 code for a protein of 258 amino acids. Gene Ontology annotation, biological process: regulation of synaptic plasticity; intracellular protein transport; regulation of membrane potential. The record is from RefSeq and is a predicted model, not a curated record. Gene Ontology annotation, cellular component: presynaptic membrane; cytoskeleton of presynaptic active zone. NCBI's taxonomy places the organism in Eukaryota, Metazoa, Chordata, Actinopteri, Cypriniformes, Cyprinidae.